AUGGUGUUUGGCUGUUGGUUUGUGGAGUGGAAGGUGCGGCAGCAGCGGCGUGUCGUUGCCGGCCGGGCUGUCCUGUGGCGGCAGCGCGGGAGAGCGCGGGAGCUGUCCGUGGUGCCGCGCUCGGGCCGCGCUCGCCGGCGGCCGUUGGAGCUGUGCGUGGUCCCGCGCUCGGGCCGCGCUCGCCAGCGGCCGUUGGCAGUUGCCACACCGACGGCGACUUGCGGCUGCUCGUCCGGAGGCCUCCUGCGCAUCCGAGUGGUGUCAGCAGCGGCGCUGGAAGAGAGAGCGAGACGGUUUCAUGUCACAGCUGAAGAUGAAAGUGCUGCAGAAGAGCAAGCGGCGGAACGAAAACCAGACAUAGAUGGUGAAAUCGGCGUGUCCUGUGAGGUCAGUGAAGCUGGCAGCCCCCCAGAGCCAGUGCAGACCACUCAGCACAAGACAAAAUAUGCAAGCAAAGACUCCAACCCAAAAGAAGCCAAGGAGGAAUGCCACAGAAACAUCCUGGCGCUUGGGAAGCCGGUGCCAUUGCCCUCUCUCCCAAGCCUUCCCCAGUCGGUGCCUGGGAAGCAGAGCUAUGUGGCCCCCCUGAAGUCGCAGAGAGCUGUUGCAGGAUGUCAGAGGAAAAGACGAAGAGUGGGAACCUCCAGCCUGGUUCCCAAGAAAAAAAGCAAAGUGUUAAACCAGAGAAGAAUGAGUGAAAGGGAGAUGAGCUCAGCAGGCACAGGUCUCUCUCUUUUACGCGGCUCGGAGGUCAGUUUAAAGAACGGGGAGAGUGAGAUUCCAGUCCAGGGCGCUGGCCUGAACUCCGAGGUCUGGGUGGCCCUGCAGACAAGGAAGACUGCUGAAGAGAGGCCUACCCCGACAGAAACGGUCCUGAGCAGUGACAUCUCACGGGGUUACGAGGGGAUCCCGAUUCCCUGCGUCAAUGCUGUGGACAGUGAGCCGUGUCCCAGCGGCUUCCAAUACAUCGUGAGGAACUGCUUCACCUCCCAGGUGGCCAUUGAUAGAAACGUCACUCAUUUACAGCGCUGCUCGUGCGUCGACGACUGCUCCUCCAGGAACUGCGUCUGUGGGCAGCUCAGUGGGCGCUGCUGCUACGAUCAGGACGGCCGACUCCUGCCUGGGUUCAACAAGAGGACGCCCCAGUGUAUCUUUGAGUGCAAUCCCAUGUGCUCGUGCUGGCGGACGUGUAGGAACCGCGUGGUGCAGAACGGGCCCAGGGUUCGGCUACAGCUUUUCCGGACACGAGAGAUGGGCUGGGGCGUGCGAACGAUGGAGGACAUUCCAGCAGGAACCUUUGUGUGCGAGUACGUUGGUGAGGUGAUCUCCGAUGCCGAGGCAAAUCUUCGUGAAGACACCUAUCUGUUUGACCUGAACAACGAGGGCGCAGAUGUGUACUGCAUUGAUGGACGUUUCUAUGGGAACAUCAGCCGCUUCAUCAACCAUUACUGCGAGCCCAACGUCUUUGUAACGAGGGUCUUCACAUCCCAUCAGGACACGCGCUUCCCCAGGCUGGUCUUCUUCAGCAGAAGGGCCAUCAAAGCUGGAGAAGAGCUUGGCUUCGACUACCAGAGGAAGUUCUGGGACAUCAAGGGCAAAUACUUGAGCUGUAAAUGCGGCUCAGCCAAGUGCAAAUACAGUAGCUCUGCACUGGCCAAGCGGCAGGCGCGCGCCCGGUCCCAGAGGAGGAAGCCAAAGGAGGUGCCCGUCAGCAGCUGUGCGGCAAAGGCUCAACGCCGCAAACACUGA
This is a messenger RNA of Colius striatus (speckled mousebird), 1749 nucleotides long. Its product is annotated as histone-lysine N-methyltransferase EHMT1-like. The transcript has 12 exons. The coding region runs from base 1 to 1749 and encodes 582 amino acids. Gene Ontology annotation, cellular component: nucleus. Gene Ontology annotation, molecular function: zinc ion binding; p53 binding; protein-lysine N-methyltransferase activity. The record is from RefSeq and is a predicted model, not a curated record. Lineage: Eukaryota; Metazoa; Chordata; Aves; Coliiformes; Coliidae.